Molecule: messenger RNA, 705 nt
Organism: Acaulospora morrowiae
Lineage: Eukaryota; Fungi; Glomeromycota; Glomeromycetes; Diversisporales; Acaulosporaceae
Source: the annotation of a GenBank genome assembly
ACUGAUGAUACCCCCGAAUUUAACAUAACUGAUGAAGCUUCAAAUUCUGAUGAACCCAAUAAUGCCUCAGCAUCCGAUAUAUCUGACAAUACUUCAAAAUCUGACGAGAAGCUUCGGGAUCAAGAGGCCUCUUCAGAAAAACUAGACUCUUCAAGAGAAUUAGAGGAGUUUAUGUCACCUCCAUUAUCAUGUGACAUGAAAACCGUGAACACUGUUCACGAUCAAGAAAAGACUUUACCAAAAGAAUCCGUACAAAAUAUAUCUCAAAAAUCUAUUGGGAAUUCAGCUGAAGCUAGUACAUACGUGCCAAGUGAAGUUGUACAAGAUUCUGCACCUGCUGAACUUGCUCAUUUGUUAUAUCAGGCUAGUAAAGCGAGAAAAAAAUCUGUAAAGCUAAGCAGGAAGAAAUUUUAUAUUGGGGUCACUAUUCUGAAAAUACGAAGCCAUACCUCACAGGAAUUUCUGAUGAAUCAAGUAACGAAGGCGCAAAUUGCCAUCCAGCAAUUCCUUGAUGUUGAUAAAAUAAGUGGAGAAGUCUCACGCAAUGAGGAUACUAUUGCAUCUAAAUCUUUACAGGAGGUGAGCAAUGAUCGAGGUUCCGACUAUGAAUACGAUUUUGAAGAUCCCUUCGAUAACAGCGAAGAUGACUUACGGAGUGAGGAUGCUAAUGCCAUGUCUUCGUGUAACCUAAUUUUUACCACAUAG